UGGCUCGUGCCGAAGAAAAACCGGAGUAUACCAGGUGGAUACAACCAAUGAGGUGGUGUUUGAAAAUCAUCGGUUCAUUCGAUCACUAGCCAUGGGCUUAGGAAAGAGGAAAAUUACGCCGGAGGAGAUAUUGCCGCCCUGCAGCCACGGCAUCUUCCGGCAGAAAACUGCAACAUGCGAGCACUUAUCGCUCAGCGGAUACGCUAGGGUGGCGAAGCAGUCGUUCGGUAAUCUCCUGUCGAGAAAGAUGGCGACAAGUACAAGUCAACCUUCAGUGCCCUGGUCAAAUAUUAAAGAUGAUUACGAACUGGGAAAAGUUAUCGGGGUUGGAGCAACUGCGGUGGUCCACGGUGCCUUUUGCAAGCCAAGAAAUGAAAAAUGUGCCAUCAAGAGGAUCAACCUGGAGAAAUGGAACACCUCUAUGGACGAAUUACUCAAAGAAAUUCAAGCCAUGAGCAGCUGCAACCACGAGAAUGCGGUAACCUAUUACACCAGCUUUGUAGUGAAAGAAGAACUUUGGCUGGUCUUGAAAUUGCUAGAAGGUGGUAGUUUGUUGGACAUAAUAAAACACAAAAUGAGGAUAUCGAAUUGUAAACAUGGGGUGUUUGAUGAAGCCACGAUUGCCACUGUCUUAAGGGAGGUACUGAAGGGCUUGGAAUAUUUUCACAGUAACGGACAGAUCCACAGGGAUAUAAAAGCAGGUAACAUUCUUCUCGGCGAAGAUGGAACAGUGCAAAUCGCAGAUUUCGGCGUGUCUGCCUGGUUGGCCACUGGUAGGGACAUUUCUCGUGAGAAAGUCAGACACACGUUCGUGGGGACGCCCUGUUGGAUGGCCCCCGAGGUCAUGGAACAGGAUCAUGGUUACGAUUUCAAGGCAGACAUUUGGUCCUUCGGCAUAACGGCGAUAGAGAUGGCCACGGGAACAGCCCCUUACCACAAAUACCCACCCAUGAAGGUACUUAUGUUGACCCUACAGAAUGAUCCCCCAACUUUAGACACUGGAGCCGAUGAAAAAGAUCAAUACAAGGCAUACGGAAAAACAUUUAGGAAAAUGAUAACGGAUUGUCUCCAGAAGGAACCUGCGAAAAGGCCUACCGCUGCGGAAUUACUCAAGCACCCGUUCUUCAAAAAGGCGAAAGACAAGAAAUACCUGCAGCAAACGUUGGUGGCCAUCGGGCCCAGCUUGGAAACUAGAGUCCAGAAAGCAUCUAAGAGACAGCCGGGUGCUUCUGGGCGCCUCCACAGGAAAGAAACGGGCGAGUGGGUGUGGUCGAGCGAGGACGAGGGGGACGGUGGGGAUUCCAGCGAAAGCGACACAGAUUCGAAACCUAUGAAUACUUUGGCAUCGGUAGGAUCUUCCGGGUCCGAUCAUGAGAGUAGUGAGGGAGAUCCGCCACCCGUUAAUUUGGUAUUGAGGAUGAGGAACACGAGACGGGAACUUAACGAUAUCCGAUUUGAGUUUGCGGUGGGCAAGGACUCGGCUGAAGGCAUAGCUAGCGAGUUGGUGGGUGCAGGCCUAGUAGACGGCAGAGAUAUCACAGCAAUAACACAAAACCUCCAGAAACUCAUCGAUCAGAGGGACACGAUGAAAGUUGUAACUUUUCAGUUGAAUUCUGCGUUAGGUAGUAACGAAACUCCCGACGAUAAGGCCCUGAUAGGUUACGCACAAAUCUCUAUAAUGGACUGAAAUAGACUGGAUAUUUACUCCCGAUGCAUACCAAUAUUCUCCUGGAAUCUACUGAUCAUUGUACAUAUUGUAGAUAGGUUUUAUAAAUGAAUUAACGUUCCUCCAGUUUUGUUUCCCGGAAACUGCAGAUCAGAUCGUUUUUUAUUUAUUCUAUUUUGGGCUUCUCGUCCGUCUGGAUGGAUUUUGAUGUUAAAAAUCGAGUAACAAAGCCAACUGAUUAUGUAAACCCCAUCGAGGUUUUGUUAAUAUUUAUUUUGCCGUUUCAGUCGCAUUGUUAUUUUUCUGAAGCAUCUACAAAGUUUCUUUUUAUGGAAUUCUAGGUGGUUAUAACGAGUACAUAAAAACCAUUUCUAAGGUUUGAUUUGACAAUAAUCUUGCCUAAAUUUGGUCUCAGUGAGAUGUUUCUUUUCUAUUACUAGCAUUUUUGCUAGUUAAUCGACAAUGCAAAGGUAUUUCGGAAAAUACUCACCGAGAUCAGUGCAGAAUGUUUUAAAAAGUAGCAAUCUUAUCAUGAUCAAUAGAUUUCAAGCAUUUGUACUUAAAUAGUUCCACGGUACCAAUUUACAAAUUUUCAUUGUAACAGUAAUUUUAUGUAUUUAAUCCUGUGUUGUAUUUUUUGCUAUAUUUAUUCCAGAAGUCGUUUUUGAUCAAUAUUAAAGUCAUAGUUUGUAAGUGAUCGACAGAAUGCCUUGUUAGAUGAGAUUGUAGCGUUUAUUUAAAGUCUGUCGUGCUUGGCAUCCUUAAUAUCAGAGGAAUGUAUUUAUACGUAGGUCCCCGCCGGCCAGCCAAUAAGUUGUAAGUGAUCGAUAUUCAAUAAAAAUCAAUAUUAUUUGUACAUGGGAUUGGUAAAAUCUGUAUAUAGAAUAUUUAUUUAUUCCAAUAACAUAGUUGCAAUAUUAAACAUGUGAAAAAGA
Messenger RNA from Anoplophora glabripennis (Asian longhorned beetle), 2601 nucleotides. RefSeq names its product serine/threonine-protein kinase OSR1 (gene fray). Gene Ontology annotation, molecular function: ATP binding; protein serine/threonine kinase activity. The record is from RefSeq and is a predicted model, not a curated record. The annotation marks the transcript as partial. NCBI's taxonomy places the organism in Eukaryota, Metazoa, Arthropoda, Insecta, Coleoptera, Cerambycidae. Gene Ontology annotation, biological process: protein phosphorylation. The transcript is spliced from 10 exons.